Molecule: messenger RNA, 2505 nt
Organism: Euleptes europaea (tarantolino)
Lineage: Eukaryota; Metazoa; Chordata; Lepidosauria; Squamata; Sphaerodactylidae
Gene: PKD2L1
Product: polycystin 2 like 1, transient receptor potential cation channel
Exons: 15
Coding region: 9-2501 (830 amino acids)
Biological process (GO): potassium ion transmembrane transport; detection of mechanical stimulus
Cellular component (GO): membrane
Molecular function (GO): calcium ion binding; muscle alpha-actinin binding; sodium channel activity
Source: RefSeq, a predicted model, not a curated record
AUACAACCAUGAGCUCCUUGCGCCUGAACAACCGAGCCGAGAGCCAUUUCCAAGCACAGGAAGAGCAUGAGCUGGAGACGCUGGGGAAGAAAGCCUGGGACAACCCUGUUUACAACGGCUCGCCUUCUUCCUCGCUGAAGAUCAGGGCCAUCUACAACCCCAAGUCCAUCCUGGAAAACCCCUACGAGAACAUUGAGAGACCGAGCGAUCCCCUGCCCUAUCAGGAUGAGAGGAGGGAAGUUGAGGAAGCCAAGAAGAAGUCCGUCCCCAGGUGCUGCUUCCAUAUCGUCAAAGGCAUUCGAGGACUGUGGGGGACGACUUUGACCGAAAACACAGCUGAAAACCGUGAGCUUUACGUGAAGACCACGCUGCGUGAACUUCUGGUCUACAUUGUAUUCUUGGUGGAUAUCUGCUUGUUGACCUAUGGAAUGACAAGUUCAAACGCCUACUAUUACACCAAGGUUAUGUCUGAUCUCUUCUUACAAACUUCUUCAAGCAACAGUGUCUCCUUCCAGUCCAUCGGAAGUAUGGCGGACUUUUGGGCGUAUACUCAGGGCCCCUUAUUAGAUAGUUUGUACUGGACCAAGUGGUACAAUAAUGAAUCGCUGGGCCAGAACACUCAGUCGUACAUCUAUUAUGAGAAUUUGCUCCUCGGUGUCCCGCGACUGCGGCAGCUGAAGGUACAGAACAACUCCUGCAUUGUCCACGAGGACUUCCAGGAAGAAAUUUUUGGCUGCUAUGAUGUAUACAGUGAGGAGAAGGAGGACAGAUCCCCCUUUGGGCUCCUCAACGGAACGGCGUGGCAAUACCACACAGAGGAAGAGCUUGACGGUUCAUCUCACUGGGGCAAAUUAACGAGUUACAGUGGAGGAGGGUAUUACGUAGACCUCAGAAUGACCCGGAAAGAAAGCAUCACCACCCUUCAAGUCUUGAAAGAGAACUUGUGGCUGGAUAGGGGAACACGCGUGACUUUUAUCGACUUCUCGGUGUACAAUGCCAACAUCAAUCUCUUCUGCGUGCUCAGGUUGGUGGUCGAAUUCCCGGCCACCGGUGGAGCCAUCCCCUCGUGGCAGAUACGAACCGUCAAGCUCCUCCGGUACGUCAGCACCUGGGACUUCUUCAUUGUCGCUUGUGAAAUUAUCUUCUGUGUCUUCAUCUUCUACUACGUCGUAGAAGAGAUUUUGGAACUGCACAUUCACAGGCUCCGGUACUUCACCAGCAUCUGGAACAUCUUGGAUAUAGUGGUCAUCUUGCUUUCUAUCGUCGCCAUUGGAUUCCACAUCUUCCGCACCAUGGAGGUCAACCGGUUGAUGGGGCAGCUGCUGAAGAAGCCCAGCAUUUAUGCCGACUUUGAGUUCCUGGCUUUCUGGCAGACCCAGUAUAACAACAUGAAUGCUGUAAAUUUAUUCUUCGCCUGGAUCAAGAUAUUCAAGUACAUCAGCUUCAACAAAACCAUGACCCAGCUCUCUUCCACGCUGGCCCGCUGCGCCAAGGACAUCCUGGGCUUCGCCAUCAUGUUCUUCAUUGUCUUCUUCGCCUACGCGCAGCUGGGAUACCUCCUUUUUGGGACCCAAGUGGAAAACUUCAGCACUUUUGUGAAAUGCAUCUUCACCCAGUUUCGAAUAAUCCUCGGCGACUUUGACUACAACGCCAUCGAUAAUGCUAACAGGAUCUUGGGGCCGAUAUAUUUCGUCACCUACGUCUUCUUUGUCUUCUUUGUACUGUUGAACAUGUUCCUGGCAAUUAUCAACGACACCUACUCAGAAGUGAAGGAGGAGCUUUCAAACCAGAAGGAUGAGUUGCAGCUCUCAGACAUCCUGAAGCAGGGCUACAACAAGACCCUCAUGAGGCUGAAGCUGAAAAAGGACCGGAUCUCUGAUGUGCAGAAAGCUCUGCAGAAAGGGACCAAGGAACUCGAAUUUGAGGAUUUUAAAAACAGCCUGAGAGAGCUUGGCCAUGCUGAGCACGAGAUAACCGCAGCCUUUGCAAAGUUCGAUAAAGACGGUAACCAGAUUCUUGACGAAGAGGAGCAGAAGAGGAUGCGGAAUGACUUAGAGGAGAAGAGGGUUGCACUGAAUGCAGAAAUUGAGAACUUGGGGAAAUCUUUCAGGGACAACAGUUUGGAGGAUACCCUUGCAAAGAACAAUCAAACAAACAAGUCCAGCUCGUGGUCUGAGGAAGAGUUUCAAACACUCCUCAGGCGGGUGCUGCAGCUGGAACGCUCCUUUGGCUGUAUCGUGUCCAAGAUUGAAGCGGUGGGCAUGAAGAUGGAGACCCUGGAAAGAAGCAAGGAAGAACUCAACCAGGAAGAUCUGAUCCAUCAGAACCUUGAAUGGGUCCCUGAGGAAGGAGAGGAGAGGGAGACGCCCCACAUGAUGGAGAAUGUCAACAUGAACUUACUGAAUACCAGCAGUACCAUCUACCCUGUCCUGCCCAAGAUGGAGCUGCCUGGGUCUCAGAUGCCCAAAAACAUCCCGCUACAAUCUAACAUGAACUUCUAGCACA